Messenger RNA from Nicotiana attenuata, 555 nucleotides. Its product is annotated as probable protein arginine N-methyltransferase 1. Gene Ontology annotation, molecular function: protein-arginine N-methyltransferase activity. Gene Ontology annotation, biological process: peptidyl-arginine methylation. NCBI's taxonomy places the organism in Eukaryota, Viridiplantae, Streptophyta, Magnoliopsida, Solanales, Solanaceae. Gene Ontology annotation, cellular component: nucleus. The record is from RefSeq and is a predicted model, not a curated record.
GACCAAGGUCUCGUGGUACACACUGGAAGCAAACGGUACUCUACCUGGAAGAGGGGCUUACACUUUGCCAAGGGGAAGCUGUAGUUGGGAGCAUGACUGUGGCCCCCAACAAGAAAAAUCCUCGAGAUGUUGAUAUAAUGCUCAAGUACUCUGUAAAUGGUCGGCGUUGUUUUGUUUCAACGACUCAGCAGUAUCGGAUGCGAUAAUGCAUGGUGUUGAAGAGCAUAUGAUUCUGCUAUGUUUUCUGAUUGUCCCUCUUUGGAGUAAAGCUGCCAUAGUGUUGAAGAGCAUAUGAUUCUGCUAUGUUUUCCUGAUUGUCCCUCUUUGCAGUAAAGCAGAACGAGUCUUUCUUCACCGGAUAUCUAUAUUCAGAGCUAAUAUCAUUUAAUAUCCAGCUGACCCUUUCCAGGAGGCAAAUGCGAAUUUAUGUCUAUUGUUUCUGCUGAUUGUUUCUCCCACAAACUGGGUCAUUUUCCUUUCUAUUUGUUCUGAUAUGCAACUACAUCUUUUUGGCUGCAUUUUAUAUGAGGCAAGAAAGGACAAUAUUACGAAAAA